AUGGAAGGUUUACACUCUAUUCUCCAAAGGAAGAUUAAUGAAGGGCAGUUCGCUUAUCACCCUAGAUGUGCUUCCUUGUCUAUUACCUAUUUGGCCUUUGCUGAUGAUCUGUUCUUGCUUUCUGGAGCUGACUGGGUGGAUCCUUCAAUUAAAUCUGAGAUCCUCAACAUUCUUCCCAUUCCGGAAGGUAUGUUACCAGUUAGAUACUUGGGUGUGCCACUUAUUUCCACCAGACUCCGAUAUGAAGAUUGCAUUCAGUUGAAGGAAAGGACACAACGAAGGAUAGCAAGUUGGUCAAAUAGAGAUCUGUCAUAUGGAGGUCGUGCUCUUCUCAUUCAAUCUGUUCUUUUCAAUAUGCAAACGUAUUGGUGCUCUUUGUUUAUUCUAUCUCAAAAGAUCUUAAAAGAGAUUGAAUCUAUAUUAGCGGCAUUCUUAUGGUCUGGGGUUCAUCUUAGAAGAGCGAGUGCAAAAUUGAAAUGGUUGGAAGUCUGUAGCCCUAAGGCAGAAGGAGGUCUUGGCUUGAAGGCUCUUAAAGAAUGUAACAAAACUACUAUGCUAAGACAUUUGUGGGCUAUCUGUAAGCAGGAUACAUUAUGGGUUAAGUGGAUUCAGAGUUAUAUGAAAAAAAAUCAGAAUUUUUGGGGGAUGAAAAUGCCUCAAGACUGCUCUUGGACAAUGCGAAAACUUCUGAAGUUGAGGGUGCUGGGCCAGGAUUUUGUGAAGCAUACCAUUGGUGAUGGGCACGGUACUUCUUUAUGGUUUGAUAACUGGCAUCCAUGGGGUCCCCUCUACAAGCUGCUAGAUGGAAGAUCUACUUCUAUCCUUGGGCGAGCUAUUUUGGCUAAGGUUCUGUCUAGAUUCUCGAUGCAUAGAGGCAUUGGCUCUUUGGAUGCAGAGCUCAGUUGGGCUAUUAGGAAUUGCAGGGGAAAAAGCUUUAAAGCUUUGUUGUUUAGACUAGCUUUGGCUGCUGGAAUUUACCACAUCUGGAUAGAAAGGAAUACCAGGAUCUUUGGUGGGAAAGUUGCCUGUGCUGCAGUAGUUCUUUCCACUAUUGCAGAUAACAUCAGAUUAAGGACUUGUUCAUGGCGACAUAUUGCCAAUACGUGGGAGAAUCAAAGACUUUUGGAUCUUUGGAAUAUUCCGAACAGAGUUUUGGGAAUUCUCAUAUCCCUAAGUGUAGAUGGGUUACAUGUAGAUUGUAAUAGGUUUCAGUUGUAUUGCGUCUGA
This is a messenger RNA of Rhododendron vialii, 1227 nucleotides long. RefSeq lists its product as uncharacterized. The coding region runs from base 1 to 1227 and encodes 408 amino acids. NCBI's taxonomy places the organism in Eukaryota, Viridiplantae, Streptophyta, Magnoliopsida, Ericales, Ericaceae. The record is from RefSeq and is a predicted model, not a curated record. The transcript is spliced from 3 exons.